Messenger RNA from Salvelinus namaycush (lake trout), 1827 nucleotides. Its product is annotated as membrane-associated guanylate kinase, WW and PDZ domain-containing protein 1-like. Gene Ontology annotation, biological process: signal transduction. Gene Ontology annotation, molecular function: protein binding. The record is from RefSeq and is a predicted model, not a curated record. Bases 3 to 1397 code for a protein of 464 amino acids. Gene Ontology annotation, cellular component: cytoplasm. NCBI's taxonomy places the organism in Eukaryota, Metazoa, Chordata, Actinopteri, Salmoniformes, Salmonidae. The transcript has 5 exons.
CCAUGCUGGCCCAUAGGUUUGUGACGGUGCGUCGGGGCAGCCCUGCAGCCCGGUCAGGUCAGAUCCAGCCGGGUGACCAGCUAGAGGCAGUGGAGGGACGGUCCGUUGUCACCCUGCCUCACAGAGACCUGGCACAGAUAAUGAGACGGGCCGGAAACACACUCAGACUCACCAUCAUACCAAGACUUAACACCAACUCCUCUAAUCUGUCAGAAGGCCCAGAGUUAGAGGCUGACGGCAGGACAAGGAAAGGCCACAGACGGAGGCCCAAGCAGCAGGACCAGCGUUACUAUAGUGUAGACCUAGAGAGAGGUCCUACAGGUUUUGGCUUCAGUCUGCGGGGGGGCAGUGAGUACAACAUGGGCCUGUAUGUCCUGGGACUGAUGGAGGGAGGACCUGCCUCGCGCAGCCACAAGAUACAGGUGAGUGACCAGCUGGUAGAGAUAAAUGGUGACAGUACAACAGGAAUGACCCACAGCCAGGCCGUAGAGCAGAUAAGAAGAGGAGGACAUCGUAUACACCUGAUACUGAAGAAAGGAAACGGAUACGUCCCAGACUAUGACCAUGAUCCCAGAUCAGUCUCCUUCUCUCUCUACCCAGAGGAUGCGGGUGUGGCUGCAGUAGAUAAGACGCACUCUCUGCCAAGGAAGAGCGAAAGGGUGGAUAGAGGAGGAGAGAGGCAGAGUAAAGGAGGUAGUCUGGGGGGAACGAGGAGCAGAGGAGGAGGUACUCCUGACACAGACCUGGAUUGGCCCGAGGAGGGUCAGGUGGUCAGCCACAGAGGUCAGAGUUUAGGGGAUAAGGACAACGGGAAACGCACCCAGAGUUUACCCAAGAACAGACAGGAAGUGGAGGAGGAGGUGAGGCCCAGCGAGGCCAAACAGAGGUCAAAACAGCAGAGGAGCAGGGAAAUGCAGAGUAAGAGGGAAAAGAACAGGAGAGAGAGGGGAGAUGAGACAGAGGAGCUUCCCAUCAGAAACCCAGGUGAAGGUAAGAGGGAAGGGGGGAGGAGGGAGAGAGAGGAUUCUGGACCUGCAGAGAGAGCUCUCUUCUCCUUCCUCAAGCCGCUGCAGGAGGGAGAGGCUGAGCUGUCCAAUGCGGAAUCAGGGGAAACAGGGACUGGUGGGGACAGCUUCUCUGACCAGGUCAGCCUGUCUGCAGCUAGCAUCUUCGGUUCCACCGCCCAAGACCCCAGGGACCAGAGAGGAAACCCUUGGAGCACCCAGUCAUGGCUCCGGGCCAACCAUGCAUCCCACACCCCAGGCCCCUGGAGCAGCACACAGCCACAGAGGGCCACCGACAACAGUCCCUGGAUUAAACCUGACCUGCAGACGUCUCAGGUUUUGGUGGGAUACAGACUGACAGGAAACAGGCUGAGAGAAGGUCUUGACCUGUAGAUGAUAUAUAAUCCUGGUUAGAGGUUUCAUGGAUUAUUUCCUCGUUUUAAUUCCAGAAUUUGUCCAACCAGGAUUUCUAGAAAACCCUGACCACUGCACCACCCAAUCCCCCUGUUAACCCACCUCUUGACUAGGACCCAUCAUCAUAACCCUAUGACUCUACCUACCUAACACCAUUGCCUAUAGAAGUCCACUAUCACAUUGGAUCUAUAUCAUAAUGAGUGGUAUUAUCUUCAACAUAAUCAUUGUCAUCACAACAUUUUUUAUAAUGGAUAUGCAAGUAACAACAACAUCUCCUCAUUUCAACCCUCUCUACAAACCAGACAGCAGCUACAUCUCCUCAUUUCAACCCUCUCUACAAACCAGACAGCAGCUACAUCAAACAUCUCCUCAUAUCAACCCUCUCUACAAACCAGACAGCAGCUACAUC